CGCUGAAGGCGACUACAAACAUGCUUCUCGACGAACAGCGACAGAUCCACGAGGACCUGGAGCGCCUCGAAGAUGCCGUUGCAGAGCGUCUUCUCGAAGAUCCUCCACACAUCCGCGACCGUCUAGCACGUGAUCACGACAUUGCGCGAUUCCUUGAACAGAUAGAAACACAGUCCGGCCGGUUACUGGCCAUAUACGAAGAUGAAGAAGGCAAGGACGAGGAGGUGCGCAACCUCACGCACGGCGACCCUAUGGAGUCGUUCAUGAAGGAGAUUGCCAACGUCAAGGACUUCCACCGCCGAUACCCCAACGAGCCCGUCGAGAACCUCGAGAAGGCAUACAAGAAGCGGUCGCCCGAAGAUCAAGCACAGUCGAUCGCAGCCAUCGACUCCAUGUUCACUGGAGAGGAAGGCUUUGGUCGAUUCUUCGAUCUGACCACGCUUCAUGAACAGUACUUGAACUUGUCUGUUCACCAACACGCGCGCCGCCUAACCUAUCUACAGUACCUUGAUCUAUUCGAUGUCUUUACUGGGCCACAAAGCAGCAUUCGACGCGAUCAGAAGAAGUCGGAGCCUUAUUUCCAGUAUUUGAAAGCGCUGCAAGAGUACCUCGAGAGCUUCAUGCGCCGAACGAAGCCCCUAGAGAACCUUGAUAAGCUAUUCGCCGGUUUCGACAAGGAGUUCGAAGAAAUGUGGGAGAAGGACCAGAUUCCAGGGUGGGAGAAGAACGCGCUGUCCUCCGCGCCGACAAAUGGGGACGCGCCGGGCGAGGGCAUCUGGUGCGCUGCCUGCCAGAAGGGCUUCACAAAAGAGACAGUCUUUGAGGCGCAUUUGACAGGAAAGAAACACAAGAAGGCCGUACAAGCGAGCGAAAACACCAGUGCACCAGCACAGACAAACGGCGCAUCAUCAGACAUCCAACGGUUCAAGGAGCGAGCCGUUGCCGAGCGAGAGUUCAAAAUCAAGAAGCUGGCCGCAGCCAUGCAGACCGAGCGCGGUGAUACUAAGGUCAAUGUUGAGCGAAAGCAGGGCAUGACAGAACGGGAAAGACAGCAAGAGUUGGAACAGCUGUACUCUGAGCAGCCAGCAGAGGGUGCGAAGGAGGACGAUGACGAAUCGGACGGCGAAGACAAGAUCUACAACCCUCUUAAGCUGCCUCUUGCCUGGGACGGCAAGCCAAUCCCUUUCUGGCUCUACAAGCUUCAUGGAUUGGGCGUCGAGUUCCCUUGCGAGAUCUGUGGUAAUUUCGUCUACAUGGGGCGGCGCGCUUUCGACAAGCACUUCAACGAGCCUCGCCACAUCCACGGUCUCAAGUGUCUGGGUAUUACUAAUACGACACUAUUCCGCGAGAUUACGAGCAUUCAAGAAGCCGAGACGCUAUGGAAGAAGAUCCAGAAAGACAAGAAGAGGGAGAAGACGGCAGCAGAGAACGUCGUCGAGAUGGAGGAUACAGAAGGCAACGUCAUGCCUGAAAAGGUCUACCGCGAUCUGGCUGCUGCAGGCAUGCUCUGAGCAAUUCCCUGAAUUAGAAGUCUCACUAUUUGACUUCCAAGUUGAACAUACUCAAAGAUCAAGACCACAGAUCAGACACAGCCACUCAUCGUCGAGUCAAGAAUGACAAGCCGCACUCUGCGGGUCCACUGCAAGCCAACAAGGCACACAGGUCUGGCCGAUUGCCCUUGAUGUUGCAGACGUUGUGCCCACGCGAUAUUUGAGAAUCUAUUGCUACCAAUGUUCGGUGUUGAAAAGGGAUAGAACGCAGGAUAUAGUCUGAUAGCUACAAAGGCAUCAGUGUAAGAUAUAUACCCAAAUGAAGAAACGCUG
Messenger RNA from Macroventuria anomochaeta, 1823 nucleotides. RefSeq lists its product as uncharacterized. The record is from RefSeq and is a predicted model, not a curated record. The coding region runs from base 21 to 1511 and encodes 496 amino acids. The transcript has 3 exons. Gene Ontology annotation, biological process: mRNA splicing, via spliceosome. Gene Ontology annotation, cellular component: nucleus; spliceosomal complex. Lineage: Eukaryota; Fungi; Ascomycota; Dothideomycetes; Pleosporales; Didymellaceae. Gene Ontology annotation, molecular function: zinc ion binding; RNA binding.